This is a messenger RNA of Colletotrichum chrysophilum, 1800 nucleotides long. RefSeq lists its product as uncharacterized. The record is from RefSeq and is a predicted model, not a curated record. Gene Ontology annotation, biological process: coenzyme A biosynthetic process. Gene Ontology annotation, molecular function: phosphopantothenoylcysteine decarboxylase activity; FMN binding. The transcript has a single exon. Gene Ontology annotation, cellular component: phosphopantothenoylcysteine decarboxylase complex. Lineage: Eukaryota; Fungi; Ascomycota; Sordariomycetes; Glomerellales; Glomerellaceae. Bases 1 to 1800 code for a protein of 599 amino acids.
AUGGACCCUCCCGACCCCCUGCCGCUCCGUAUAACGAGGAGCGCCUCGUCGUCCUCCUCCCUCCAUUUCAAGCCACGCGACCGUAAACUUCACCUUUUGGUCGCCGCCACCGGCCCCCGCGACAUAUCAUGGGCUCAAGCCCUCGUCGUGCGGCUCUCCAAGAGCUCCGCUAUCGAGAUGCGCGCCAUCGUCGACGAUACCGUCCCCCGAUUGAGCCAGACCGUCAUUACCAUGCAGAACCGAUCCAUGUGUCCUCCCCUGCCUCCAGUGCGCGCCGCCGACACCGACGCCGACGAUAUAGAGUUUUACCGCCAGCAAGCCUUCGAACUGGUAGAGUGGGCCGAUCUCAUGGUUUUGGCCCCGAUCGACGCGGAUAACAUUUCCAAGAUGAUGGCGGGCAUUGCCGAUACGUUCCUCCUCGAGGUACUGAGGGGGUGGGAUGCUGCCAAGAAGAUCCUCCUGGUGCCCGGCAUGAGCACACAUAUGUGGGAGAACCCCGUCACAAAACGGCAGCUCAACAAGAUCAACAGCAAGUGGACUUGGAUCCGCGCCAUGACCCCGAUUCUGUGGCACUACGACGGAUCACCGAAGAACCCGAAGCGGAUUGUCAACUGGAAUGGAUUCAACGAUGUGUUGGGCAUCAUCAAGAACCAGGCCGACCUCCUUGGCCUCGGGCGGGACGUCGACGUUGUCACUCACCUUGGGUACCUGGCGACUGGGGAUCCGCGGGUCUACUCUAAUUUGCCUCCCGAAAUUUGGACCAUCAUUCUGGACUAUGCUGGCGAUUGGGAACUCGCGCAGGCCCUGGGAAUCUUUACGAACCUACCAAUGCCGCAUCCUUGGACAUUGCAGCCGAAAGAUUCGCGAGAUCCGAUCAAGGUCUACGAGCACGAGCUAGAAUGGCUUGUCCUCACCUGCGACACGACCGCCAUCUGCAAGAAGCUCCUCCAAUCGCCCCCUACACUGCACGACUUGCCCGCCCUUGUGGUCGGGCUUCUAAUCAAGUUUUCACUCAUCGACGUGCUCAAAUGGAUGGAGGCCAACCGGCCCGAUCUCUUCAAGCACGCUUUCGAUGGCAAAGUUCUCCCGACCAAGGCUUCGGCGUAUUAUGGUCGCCCCGAUGUCUUGGAUUAUUGGAAGGAGAGCAAAUAUUUCAGGGGCAAGCACCAACAGUCGUACGACGCCGAGGCUGUCGACGGUGCUUCCAAAAUGGGGUUUAUUCAAGUACUCGACUGGUGGUGGCGGCAUUCCGGUUUGCCUCUGCGUUUCACCGAGGCCGCCUUGGAGCAAGCCAGCGGAAAGGGACAUCUGCUGGUCCUUGAAUGGUGGAGGGAUGCUGCGGCGCAGGAUGAAAGGAUCGUCCUGCGUCCCGGCAAAGCUCUGCUGUGGGCUGCUCAGCAUGGCCAGGUUGAUGUUAUUAAAUGGUGGAUGGCUUCUGGCAUUCCCAUCGCCCACGGUGACGGUGUAGCUAAGAUUGCCUCGCGGUGGGGCCAGGUCGGCGUCCUCGAGCUUUGGCGCAAGCUCAAGGGAGACGACAAACUCACAUUCGACGGCGAGGUGCUCGUCCAGCCGACGAUUCACCAGCACAUCGGCGUGCUGGAGUGGUGGCGCAAGUUUGCCUACGGCGAACUGGACGGCAUGGAAGGAAGGAAACAACGCGUCGAAUACCGAACGUGCGAUAUCGAGGAAGCUUUGGAGGACAGCAUCGGCGACCAGGAGCCGGUGCGUAAAUGGUGGGCCAGCAACGGGCUCAAUCUCGGACUCCGCAAUGUUGAAUGGAUGCGGGCCAGGUGUUUGUAG